GGAAAGGAAGAGGUGAAGAAACUGGCAGGGACGAGCUCUAGCUGUAAGCUUUUUAUUUUGUACUAUCUUUUGACUCUGCAGUGCCUCCAUCAUAUUAGAUGAAACGAGAUUUGUAGAUUUGUACAUCGCAUGUAGCACAACCAUUUCCCAUGACCCCCUUCACAAGCAUCUUUUUACAAAUGUACAAAACGUUUGUUAUCAUCAUACCUCGUGUUAACUAAGCGAUUUUUGAAAUGUUCACAAAUCUCAGUGUGCAUUCAGAGAUUGUUGGACACAUCUUCAAAUAAAAAAAAGGGCAUGCGCGCAUCGAGACACAGUUACACAACCCUCUGCUCACAACUGUAAAUGAAAAAUGGAAAAAACUCCAAUAAUGAGCUCAUAAAGAUUCAUAUUGUCACAUGAUCAACCAGAAGAGUGACUGUGAUUUUUAAUCACUGGAGUAAAGCGCCAUCUGGUGACGGGAGGCAGUAAAUGCAGCGAUGUCUUAAAAGGGUCAUCCAGUUCAUCCACAUUAAGAGGAAUAAAGGAGGUGAGAAAGAAAGGAAGAGAGAAAGACAGACAGACAGAAAUUAGGGCUUCUCCUUCUUCUUCGUCAUUUUCAGUGACAACAGAAGUAAGGAGGGAAACCUCAGCUCCAGGCCAGCAUCUCUUAAGGUUUUCCACAUCAGGUUGGUUGAGGAUGUUGACAGAUGCAGGAAGUGUCAUUUUAGUUGCCCAACGCUGAGCGUAACAGCACUGACCCUCGAGUGUACUUCUCAUAAUGCACAGAUUGAGACGCAGGAUGGCCGGACUCAUUGACAACCUCAUGAGGCUGCUGCUGCUUUCUUUUAUCAGAACAGGCAAGUCAAGCGUCAACACAAUCUCGUCCUGUGAUCUUAGUUUGUUUUUUUUUUUCCUAAUCUUAUCUUUCUUUUUCUCAGGCGCAGACGGGGAUGGUGGUCUGAUAUUUGUUGGACAGAGCUACAGAAUCACGUUUCCAUGUGAGAAAGGUUUAGUCUGCUUCCACAUAUGGCACCUCAGCGCUGGAGAAACAAGCACGUACAUCGCCAUCGUCAUUAUUGGAGAGAUCCAGAGAGCUGAAUCAGAAGACGAGGGCCCUGAAUGCUCCAUGCAAAUCCAGGAUCUCACAGAGGAGGACGUCGGACGCCAUCGCUGCCAACGAAGGCCUGACGACUUCUCUCCCUACAUGGCCCCCUCAGCCGCCCCUGAGGUGAACCUCAUGCCUGGCAAAACGGUGUCACUGCGGUGUUUUCUCCUGGGACACUGCGACACACAGCUGCAACCGGUCAGCCUGGUGUGGGUGGAUGAAACCGGCGCUGAGAUACAAGAGGACUCGCAACAUCAGGUUGAAAAGCAGGAUUCUUGUGAUAUCACUCUGACUGUCACCUUUCAAAGUCCUCAAGACAGGAGGUUCAGGUGCCAGGCGACUGCGGGCGAUCAAGUCCAGACUUCAGAAGAGCUGCGGGUCAGAGUCCCCGCUCUUAAAGGAAGAGGAAGAGGAUUAAUCAUAGAUCUGGCACCUGAAGAUCAAGAUGACAGCCAGGACCUGAGCGGCGCUGCUGUGGGGGUGGUGGCAUGUGUGGUUUUGGCUGCGCUGGUUGCAGCGUUUGUUGUGAACAAAAGGAGAACAAGAAACCAGCUGCCUGAUGAGUCUAGUAACACGACCAGCACCAACAACGUGACGAGUGCAGACGAUGUGAUCUACGCUGACGUUAUCCUCCCCGUCGCCUCUGACUGUGUGUGGACCCACGAGAGUGAGACCACUGAAUACGCCUGCAUCCGGUACUAGUCUGCUGUACACAUUCUGAGUCGCUGAUUUGCUCCAAAUCAAAUCCCCUGAAUUAUAACUCUCUGCAUAGUUUGGACCUCAGGUCUUUUGCCCCUUUCAGCCACUUUGCAUUUUGACUUUUGGACGAUUGUUACAUGAUGUCUACCUCAGCACACAUUACUUAUUGUUGACCUGUACGUAUUUCUUGACUCUCUACGUAGCCUGUGAACUGAAAUCAGCAUCCAUUGUCAAUGACGUUGUUUCUCUUCUUUUCAAAACUGUACUCAGGUCUACAAUAAAUCAAAACAUGACAAACUUGA
Molecule: messenger RNA, 2088 nt
Organism: Acanthopagrus latus (yellowfin seabream)
Lineage: Eukaryota; Metazoa; Chordata; Actinopteri; Spariformes; Sparidae
Exons: 6
Coding region: 761-1789 (342 amino acids)
Source: RefSeq, a predicted model, not a curated record